AUGGCCUCCGCCGCCAGGUCCGUUUUUGCCCGCAACGCGCUCUUGCGCUCCGCUCCGGCGUCUGUCAGGUCGAGCGCUGCCCGCUCUUCUCGCUUUGCCGUCCCGGCUCAGACAUUCCGCCACCAAUCCCGCCGCGGAUACUCUUCCGAGGCCGGCAAGUCGAGCGGCCCCAACCCCGCCGUCUGGGUCGGCGCUCUCGCAGUCCUCGGUGGAGCUGGAUACUACGCAUACAGCUCGAUCCAGGGCGUGCAAGCCGAGUCCAAGGGGCCGUUCACUCCCAAGUUCGAGGACUACCAGAAGGUUUACAACGUCAUUGCCAAGGCUCUGGAGGAGAACGACAACUACGAUGAUGGAAGCUAUGGUCCCGUCUUGUUGAGAUUGGCGUGGCACGCCAGUGGAACUUACGACAAGGAAACCGGAACCGGCGGCUCCAACGGAGCGACCAUGCGCUUCGACCCCGAAGCCGACCACGGCGCCAACGCCGGCCUGAAGGCGGCGCGCGACUUCCUCGAGCCGAUCAAGCAGCAGUUCCCGUGGAUCUCGUACUCGGACCUGUGGACGCUGGCGGGCGUGUGCGCGAUCCAGGAGAUGCAGGGACCGAAGGUUGCAUGGCGGCCGGGUCGCAACGACCGCGACGUGUCGUUCUGCACGCCCGACGGCCGGCUGCCGGACGCGUCCAAGGAGCAGAACCACCUGCGCGCCAUCUUCGGCCGCAUGGGCUUCAACGACCAGGAGAUCGUCGCGCUGUCGGGCGCGCACGCGCUGGGCCGCUGCCACACGGAUCGCUCCGGCUUCGAUGGCCCGUGGACCUUCUCGCCGACGACGCUGACCAACGACUACUUCCGCUUGCUGCUCGACGAGAAGUGGCAGUGGCGGAAGUGGAGCGGGCCGAAGCAGUUCGAGGACGCGAAGACGAAGAGCCUGAUGAUGCUGCCGACUGAUUAUGCGCUCAUCAAGGACAAGAAGUUCAAGCCGUUUGUCGAGAAGUAUGCAAAGGACCAGGAUGCGUUCUUCAAGGACUUCUCCGACGUUGUCAUGAGGCUGUUCGAGCUCGGCGUGCCGUUCACGACGAGCGAGGAUAGCAGGUUUACUUUCAAGAGCAGCUUCGACUAG
Molecule: messenger RNA, 1113 nt
Organism: Lasiodiplodia theobromae
Lineage: Eukaryota; Fungi; Ascomycota; Dothideomycetes; Botryosphaeriales; Botryosphaeriaceae
Product: Peroxidase
Exons: 2
Coding region: 1-1113 (370 amino acids)
Biological process (GO): response to reactive oxygen species; cellular response to oxidative stress; hydrogen peroxide catabolic process
Molecular function (GO): peroxidase activity; heme binding
Source: RefSeq, a predicted model, not a curated record